UAUGAUGUUGUGGUGGUGGCAUUUCUUGUUUUAAACCUGUUUUGUUUCUUGGUUAAAAAGAAAUUUAUUGCUGUUGAUUACCUGUUUGUUUUUCUGAGAUAAACACCUACACUUGGCCUAGCCUAGAUCCUAAGUUUUAAAGUAUUUUCAGACAUCAGUCUUGAGAGCCCAUCGGCCAGUAACAUUUCUCGACCGGGUUUGUACUUUAUUUUCAUAUACCCUUGUAAUCUCAAUAGAAGCCGUUGCAGCCUACUGUAGGUGGUGCACUCAUUAGGUUUUUUUGGUGGAUCAUUUCUAAUGGUUUGUGAUCGCUUUCUACAGUGAAGCUUCUACCAUACACAUACAGUUGAUAAUUUAUUUAUUACUGAGUCAUUAUGGAAGGGGACACACCAGAAGGUAAUGAUGAUAGUUUACCAUCAAGCCCACAUCACCAGCAGCCAAGUCAAGCAAUCUCUGAUGAUGAUUUCAGAGAAAUAUUAUCAUCCAUGUCAGGAUGGUAUGAUCGCCAUGGAUACAUAAAUAUGCUGAAAGUUUUGUACAGAGACCUUGUAACUGAGCCUAAUAAGCUAUAUGCUGCCACCAAGGUGAUUGAAUUGUUUGAAUUGGUAUGCAGUUCUGGACAUCUGAGUCCUGCAGAUCCUGGAGUACUAUAUGAUACUAUCAAUGUAACUAGGCCAUUUGGCAUGGAACCAGAACUACGAAAAUUGACAGAGAGAACACCUUUUAAUAUCAGGACAGACGCUGUAUCAAAGUUUGCACCUAGCAGGCUAAAGUUGAUCAAGUUUUUAGAGAGUCUCACCGACAGUGAUGUCAAGAAGACCUCAAAACUUUACAGCUGUGAGCAAAACACUGACAGAUGGGAAUUAUUUGUGGACUUGGAGCAUAGAGGCAGGAUUUGUGAAGAUAACAUGGAUGACAUUAUGCGAAACAUAACAACACAUCUCAUUAUUGAGUCAAAAAAUAACCCUCUUGGGUUGAGGGGGACUGGGAAAGGUAGUAAGGAUUUUGCUACACUAGAAUCUCCAUCUACAGCAGAUGACCAAAUAGAGCUAAUGUUGACUGGUGACACAGACACGAAGGUUACAUUGCGUGGUGACUCAGAAGCUGGCCCAAGUACAUCUACAGAUAAACAUUAUGAUUUCUAUAUCAUAAGUGAAGACAUUAAAUGGGAAGAACAAGUGAUACAUGGACUUCAAAAGAGGAAAUUAGAAGUGAAAUGUCUAAGUCGAAAGGACUGGCAACCCGGCAAAUAUAAAUUAGAGAACUUGACAAAACCAAUAAGAAGAUGCACUAAAGUUAUAGUGGGGUUUACAUCAGAGCCAGUGUCUGGUAAUAUGGAGUUUGUUGUUGCAAACGCUGUUCAACAAAUGCUGGAUAACAACACUCUGAAUCAUGGAAAACUCAUUCCAGUGAAAAUAACCCAGGCUGCUGUGAUACCAGACUAUUUGGGCCCGAUAACAGUAGCCAAUGGUUGGGAAGAAAAUUUCUAUGACAAGCUGUUGAAUACCUUAAGUGACAAAGAUGAAGAUGACCAAUUGCCAUCUAUCUCUGAUCACCAGCAGCCUUACCCAGGGAGAUGAGAGUCUCACAGUGCUGGCAAUCAAUGGAAAGCAAAAACAACAUAACAUGAUUUUCAUUGAAAUGUGAGUACAAUAUAUUACAUUAUUAAUAUUCCAAAUUAUGAGCUUAGCCAAUAGUUUACCUGUUAACUUUCCAACAGGGUAAUUCCCUGUCAAAUCAACCAGAGGUCCCAGGUCGACCGUCUCCGAUUUUUAUGAAACUUCUUAAAAAUGAUCCACUAUGUGAAAAAUCAACACACACAAAAGA
Anneissia japonica is the source of this 1827-nucleotide messenger RNA. RefSeq lists its product as uncharacterized. The record is from RefSeq and is a predicted model, not a curated record. Bases 375 to 1580 code for a protein of 401 amino acids. The transcript is spliced from 9 exons. NCBI's taxonomy places the organism in Eukaryota, Metazoa, Echinodermata, Crinoidea, Comatulida, Comatulidae.